AUGUCGUACCGUCCAGACUCGUUCGUUGCCGGUCCCCAGACCUCGCAGCACGAUCCCACUUGGCAACUGCACUCCAGUACUGACUCUUAUCUUCACUGGGACGCCAAUACAAAGUCGCCAAGCGAGCAACAUCCUCCUCGUAGCUCCACAGCCAGCGCUGCACCCGCCAUGUCCAGGCUCAGGUCCGCAAGCUCCGCCGCCUCGACUUCUGCGCCAGGCGGUCAGAUGCCCGCAGAACCGCAACAACCCGACAGCGCAUCCGUAGUGUCGCACCAUGGCCACACUACCAGCCCUGAACGUUCCGUGUCGCCUUCGUACUUUACCAAGCUUUACUUCCAAGCGCCCAAUCGCUCCUCAUCCGGCACCAGCCCUACCAUCACUUUCACCGGCGCGCCAGCUGAACCAUCCCUCCUCGCCAACGCUCAGACCCCACCUCCGUUGCCCGAUGGUAUCCAGCCAACCUCUCAACUCGCGGAUCCCACUCGUGAUGCGAUGGCUAACCGCAGGCCCUCCAUCACCGCCGUUGCGUCUGGACCUGCUACUACUGCCGCCAUACCCUUGUCGCCCACCCUAUCCACCAGGUCUGCUGCUAGCGGAGGCGGCUUCUUUGCAUCUUUACGCCCCUCGUCUCCAGGCAACCUCUCCAUCUCUACGUCUUCAAGGACUCAAGACGGCGAGGCUUCGGUCAAGCCCAGGAGACCCAGCAGCGUCUUUGAACACGUUGGCAACGUCUGGGAGCGCUUCGGUCGCAAGGUCCAUCACACGCGCACAGCAACCUCUGAGCAGCAGCCCAGCUUGGCAUCGCACCCGCGCCGCUCUGCCAGCCAAGCCUCGCCCCCGAUCGGGCUGACACCCGAAUCAGCGGAUGCCUUCGAUACCGCUCGUACCUCGCCGUCCGAUUCUUUCAUCUCGCAGGCCUCCCCUUCGCAAUCCACAACCACCGACUCGGAAUGCCGUACUCCCGCAACUCCGAGUGGAGAGCCGCCAGCUUCGAUACCCACGCCGCAGCCGCUUCCCUCUGCACCAGCGUAUACGUCCAUACCCUCCCAUGACGCACUUGCGAACGCACCGCAGCAAGAUGAAGUGGAGGAGCUGCCGUAUCUGGCUCCCGAAUCACCGGAAUCGUCGCAAAUACAAUCCGCAGGCCCGGUCGUCGGCUCGCCCCGCAUUGCAAGUGGUCACAGAUCCGUUGCGUCGCACCGCCGGACAUCGAGCUUGUUUGAGCGUGUCCUAAUUCAGGUCACCGACGACAACGAGAGGUUCUCUGUCGUCGAUAUCUCGGGCGUGGACUCCGCGGAUGCCAUCAAAGAGAGAAUGUUUGCCAAGCUUCACCUCUUUGAAGCGGACCAUUCGAGCUUCCAGCUUUUCCGCACCGAGAUUGGUCAAUCGGAAGCCACUGGUCCCGUUGUCAGCGAUGACGCGCUGCUUGUGCUAUGCCUGCAAAUGGGUGACGAUCGUGGCACGCUCAAGUUCUUGGUGCAGCAGACCGCGCCGCCACCGAACUCGACGGUGCGAGCGAUGCCACCGCCGACCGCUGUCAUCGUUACGCAGAGGACAAUGAACGACGACGUUCGCAGAACUUCUGGCACCGGCUCGGCUGCCGGCCAUCACCUUCGAACAGAGAGCCAGUCUUCCAAGAGCUCGUUGAGUGAUGCUUUGGUCUACCCCGAGUUGUUUGGUGCGGAUGCGAGUCACGAAGGCUCGAACCGCAACUCUGGUAGCAGCUUGACACGGACCAAAGCGCAGGCAAGGCGCGCACUACCAAGCGCCCCACCGAUCGAUGACUUGCGCUCUCCCACCCAUGCCGUCUGUGGCGAGACAUAG
Messenger RNA from Sporisorium graminicola, 1824 nucleotides. RefSeq lists its product as uncharacterized. The transcript has 2 exons. The record is from RefSeq and is a predicted model, not a curated record. NCBI's taxonomy places the organism in Eukaryota, Fungi, Basidiomycota, Ustilaginomycetes, Ustilaginales, Ustilaginaceae. Bases 1 to 1824 code for a protein of 607 amino acids.